Patella vulgata (common limpet) is the source of this 4610-nucleotide messenger RNA. RefSeq names its product protein inturned. The record is from RefSeq and is a predicted model, not a curated record. Gene Ontology annotation, biological process: nervous system development; establishment of planar polarity; cilium assembly. Bases 388 to 1815 code for a protein of 475 amino acids. NCBI's taxonomy places the organism in Eukaryota, Metazoa, Mollusca, Gastropoda, Patellidae. The transcript has 12 exons. Gene Ontology annotation, cellular component: cilium; cytoplasm.
UACGGUCUUCCUUGCUCACACAUAACCCUUCACAAAAAUUUAUAAAUUGAAUAAAGAUUUACUCCAUUCCUUCAAAACCAGUGUUGGAAGUCAAAACAAGAGUUGGCAGUAGUGCCACUGUCAGGGCAAAAUAUUUCUCAAAGCACACUGCAUGGUGUACGUCAGUCUUCAUUACAUUGAAUAAGACAUUACAGCCCAUUUCCCUUCUUGAAAAGCAGCUCAUACAACCAAUUAAUCUCCUACCGAAAAAAACAAAUCAAAUUUAUUGGGUUUUUUGGGGUUUUUUCCAGUGCUUUUCAAAAAUCUAAUUCUCAUCAAUUAGAUCAGCUAUUUGCCUUGACCUUCAGACGAUUAUUGACCCCUGACCUAUCACAGAGUUCAGGGGUAAUGAGUUCAAGGUUUUUUGACAGUGAAAGAGAAAUAAGAAUGUUGAAGUUGUCAGAUGAAAACAAGCUCUUGUGUGAUGAAAUUUUAAGUGAGUUUGAGGCAAUGGACUUUGAUGAAUUUUUAUCAGAUGAUCAGAUGGAUUCAAGAAGAUCUUACAUAACUCUUGGGUCUCUACUAUUUUAUAAGAACUGGUUGUUGUCGAGUCAUUUGUCUUGGUCUGACCAAUCUGACAUUAACCUGUACUUAAAGCAUCAUGCUUUAUAUCAUAUAAUGGCAAGUAAGAGUCUGGAUAAUCUAGUGAUAUGGCUGGAAGUUUUUCCUACAGCUAGAUGUGACUCACCAUUAAUUCCCCUGCCUGGAUAUGUUGAACCUAGAGGACGCUGGUUUCUGCUGAUAGUUGGUUUGAACAACUAUUUAAUGUGUAGUAUAUUAGAGACAGGAGGUAUAUCACAACAAGCUGUUGGCAAUCCAUCUGUUGAUAUUUUUUUCGUUGAUCAAAUCAAAUCAACUUUAGAACAGUUGGAUGAAGAUGAUGUUUCUAUGGCAAUAUGUUGUGAGGAAAGUAUAUGUUCGGAAGAGAAGAAUAUCUCUCUAGCUAAUGUUGAUAAAUUUCUUCCAAAGAUAAAAACCAAAGAUGAUAACAUCAGUCCCCAAAAAAUACCACAAUCACCAAAAACUCCUGUAAGUCCAAUGAAAUCCGAUCCAGGAAGAUAUAAAUACAGUCCUCACAGUGAUCGUCAUUCUAAUGCAAGUGAUGAUAUAGACAGUAGUCAUGGUAACAUUAAACGACAAGGGAGCAAACUCUCAUAUGGUUCUAAUGAUUCAACAGGAAGUAGUAAUAGUGCUGGACAACAGAAAAUUCAGAGUAAAGUUGGACGUUUAAGUUCUGUUGUUGAUAUAUCUGGUAUAGGAAGAAGUUUAUCAGUAUUACAUCUAGAUACACCUGUAGAUAAUGAUCAUACUACUGAUUGUAACAAAGUAACAAGAGGAAGAUGUAAUGUAUUGUUUAACUAUAUACAGAUAGAUAGUACCAGUGGUGUUAUUAUUACACCUACAGACACACAGCUUACAAUGUAUCAAAGUGCAAUAUCAACUCAACUUAUAAACUCUAUUUAUCAUUGUUGCUCAAAUCUACGUAAAUCAUUUCAUUAUACUCGUCAAACUGAGAAACCUCGUGAAAGAAAGAAAAGUUUAUAUGAAUCUAGUGAUAAGAUAACAGAUGUAGAGGAACAAGGUGUAUUAUUUAAUUUGACACCCAAUCAUCCGACUUCAUCAUCAUCUGCUAAAAAAUCACAACCAUCAUCUUUAUCUUAUUGGGUUAUAGGGAGAAGAUUUCGUGAAGAGGAUAAAGAAAUAUAUGUUUGUUUUCACGAAUCAGUUCCACAAUCUACUGUAGAAAUGGCAUUCACUCUAGGCUUUGGUUCUUGACAACACUAUCAAGGGAGAUGACUCCCAAUUAAAACUUUUUAAGGGAGACAAUUCUUUUUCUAAUAGUACCUUUCAAAGGGAGAAAUCUUAGGAAGAAUAUGAACUGUUUUGGAGAGAUAUCUUUAAAUAAUGUAGAAUUAAGUAUUUUAGAAUGGGAUUUUUAGUAAUGUUCUUAAUCAGCUGAUUUGGUUCGAACCAGUCGAAGAGAUUUGAUAAUAAAGUGUUGAAAAAUAAAAACAAAAAUAACCAUAUGUUAGUCUCAAUAUGACCGAAGUAUUCUGUUGACGAGAUGUUUAACUUCAAUCCUUUAAUUUCCCUUUAAACUAUCAUAUAUUCUGUGAAUGGCAUCUUGAUAUUAUAUAAAAUUGAGCAGGACUCAAGCUUUAAUCACAUAUUUAUUGUAUGUAUCAUGUUGAUUACUUGUCUAAUAUUUUACUAAAGAUCCCCUAACAGUUGAAAAGCAAAAAGAAGAGUAGGUCACGAUGAUGCUGUUAGGGGACAAUUGACCUCCUAGCACACUACAUGCCUUAUGUCUGUCUCCAUUAGCCCGAUUGUUUCCAUUAGCCCGAUUGGUACACCAAUGGUAGGAUGUUAAACCCCGUUUCAUUUCCGUUUGUUUCGUUACACAUUAUAAUUAUUACCCACCAAAUACUCUUGAUCAGUUUCUCAACCUAAAUGUACAUUCAAUGUAUCUCAAAGGAAUAUUUUGGGGGUUUUGUUUAAAAUAACAAUAUUUUAGUUAAAAAUAAAUUAUUAAUUGACAGUUGGAGAAAUAAAGCUGGUAAACGUCAUUUUGAAUCUAUGAAUGGAAUGUCGGUCCAAAAAUUAUUCCAUCCCAGAAUUUAUAAAGGUAGAAUGAAUUUGAUAUUUUGCCAUAUUCGUCGUCUUAUCCUAUGGCAGUCUUCAUUAGCCCAGUCAGAGCAGAACAGUAGGACGUUAAACACCAUUUCAUGUGUUAUCCUCUGCAGACAAGUUAGCUGGACAUCUUUUUAAUCUAAUUAAAUUUAAUCCUAGAGAUUAUCUACAGUUGAUGUUUUGAUUUUUUCUUAAUUAAAUGUUAAUAAUCGAUUUAAGUACAUUUUAUAAUGGAUAGAAUUGGGAAAAAAAUAUGUAAAUUACCGUCAGCGGCUUUUAAAGAUCUCUGUGAUAUAGGUGAAAAUAAGUUUUGUAUUUGUAGAUUUUUUAAGGGUAUUUAUGAAGUCUGCUCUGUAUAAUAUAUAUUAUAUUAGUUUUUUUAUCUUUAAAGGUGCAUUAGGUAAGAUUUAGAUAACAGGCUGACAGUUCUGGCUAUAAUAGACAAUAUAAUGAAAAGAGAAUAUCUUGAAAAUUUCAGUCAUAUUUCAUUCUUGGCAAAGUCAUCAUUUUUUGAAGAACAGUGAAGUCUCAGUUGUCAACGCUACCAUUACGACAAUAAACAAAGUCUCAAUUAUCCAUUUUUAAAUUAAAUCAUUAACUGCCAAAUCGUAUUUGAAUCUGUUGGAAAUCAAAACCAUCCUAAAUUCUAGAGAGUUGAUUUUGGGCUUGUCAUGUAAAUAAAUUUUUAAUUAAUAAUUUAUACAUUUGAGGCCAAACUAAAGAGGACAUUAGAUAGGUAAGAUUAGAUAAAGAGCUGACAGUUCUCGCUAUAAUAGAUAGUUACAAAAUAUAUGAUGAAAAUUUCAGUCAAAUUGCUUCACUUUAAAGAAGCUAAAUCGCUAAUAUUUUGGACCUAGAAAUUGGCACAAAUGGGUUGCAACACAUAUAAUAAUGUAAUAUGAAUUUAUAUAAACUGUUUUACAUUCAAUCGUGUCCGUUUUACUGUGAAUUGUCAUCAGUUAUGUUCGGCAAAAUACGUCAGAAGUCUCAACCGCAAGUCAGUUUCUAGCGUCUGGUUAUUCUAGUCAACACCGAUAUUAUUUAUUGCGCCUGCUCUCCAAAUAAGAACAUGAUAUUACCGUUUGACAUGACUUGUGGCAUAUGUCUAGCCUCAUUCUUUGAGCACCUUGUUACAAAUGGCGCUGAAACGCAUUAUGGUACACAAUUCGUGUACCAAUGGUAAAAUGUUUAUUUUGUCUUAAAUAUUGGAUAUCAGAAGCUCAUCUUUUCCAGGUAAGAUCACAAUACCAAUGCUGAUUUAAAUUGCAAAAAAAAUCGUGUUUUCAAUGUUGAAGAUUUUGGAUAAUAUUGAGUUACAGACUAAUCUACUUUAAACCGAGAUAUUAGCGAUUCAAGUUUAGGCUCGCAUAGAUCGUCAUUACUACUUUGGUACCAUAAUUAACAAAGUCUCGAUUAUCCAUUUUUACGUCCAUUGUGGAGAGUUGAUUAUGGUGUUGAUAAAUAAUGUCUAAUUAGUAAUAUAUAUAACAUUUAAGGCCUAAAGUAAGACUGCAAUAGGCAUAUUUAGCUCUUGCAUAAUGCAUGUUUAAGUUAGAACCAAUGGACUUGAAUAAUUUUUGAACCGAUGGACUUAAAUCAAUAGACUUUUUUUUAAGGAAUAUUUAUAAUUGCAAUUUUUUUAAAACCUAUAGAAUCUGUUCUGGCUUGUAUAUUUAACUAGUCCUAUUACAUACCUCAUCAAGUGUUUUAACAUGAUAAAUAUAUUAUUUUAAUUUUCAAGAUUUAUUUCUAACAAAAGGGUCCUUAGUCGAUAUUUCCGUCCGAUAUUGGCUAGUUUUUAUCAACGUUUUGUCAAAUUAAACCUUUUAUAACCUUAUAUAGUAGGCGAUUGGGAUGAGUAAAUCAAGAAUUUGUUUUAUAUUAUAUUUGUAUUGUAUUGUAUCCGUGAAUUAAUUACAUUUUAUCUAUAAACUAUAUAU